AUAUAGUUAUUAUACUUUUGAUCAUACUGCUUUUUAGAUGGAUGCCAAGUCUUUUUAGGAUGGGUGGAAUGUUUGAUCUCUGACCCCUUUCGAUGGCUGGCUUCCAUGACUGAUAUAAUUGGGUAAACUGGCAGUGGGAUCACACAGACCAAAACAAAAACUGACAUUUUCAAAGGAGAAUGACUGGCUGUAGCAUUGUUCUUAAAUAUCAUAUUAUGAUAUCAAACAUAUCAUGCUAUUUUCAUGCUUUAGUACAGUCAAAAAAUUACAUACAGCACCUUUAAUAAAAACCCAUUCUUUGUCAAUACGUGUAUUUGACUUUGUGCGGCUCUGCGCAGACUGAAUGGAGUGUGACAUAAAAAUACCACAAAAGUGACUCGAAAACGCUGCUCGUGAUUCUUGAUGUUAGCUAAAUGGUCUGUCUUACAUCAUAUGUGUGAGAGCUGGCAACCCUGCCUAAACUGUAACACAAAGAAUUAUUUCAGCAUAUAAAGGGUUCUUCAGGACAAUAUGGUUCUAAAUAGAACUGUUACUACAUGUAAAGAUCCUUUAAAGAACCAUCUUGCGCACUGGGCUCCUUGACAUGGAUUUCAGUUGAUGCAAACUCUGAAUCAACAUGCACGACUGGCAAAUUUUCGAGGCGUCAUGUGAUUUAUCUACAAUUUAUGGGCGAAAGUAUCAAAAGAGAUAUUAAUAUUAUUUCUUUGAGAAUAGAGCUAAAUCUAAAUGAGAUGUUACCUCCUUGUCUGAUGAUAGCAUAGGCUUGGACAAGUCAUGGAGAUAGAUAACAACUUAAGUCAUAAUUUCCAGAGAGAAAAUGUAAUUUUCGAGUUCUAAAAUAUUAGUUAUAAACAAAAACCAAAAGUGAAAAUUAAUUUGUCUAAUGUGAGGGAACCUUUUAGGUGACUUUUGUAAAUGGCAGAUGUCAUGAUUUCAAAUAAAUAUUCUUUUGGUGCAAGUUGGUGAAACUGAUUUCAUGGUCACUUCCUGAUGAAACUGAAUAUCUUCACUGAGAAGAAAUCACAUGUUCAUAUUGCUCGAGUGAGCUCCAGAUGAGACAUCAACAGAAGGCACAAAUUGAUGAAUGUUCAUCAGGAUGUGGGUUUUCAUUGCGUUUUUCAUCAGUCUUAAAGCCUCUCCUCUUCCCUGCAUUGACUACGUUACAGUACGACUGACCAUAAAUGGAUAUAGCAGCAGUAAAUCUGGAUUUGGCUGGCCAUGACCUAGUCUCAGCCUCAGACAUCACGCCCACGGACCAUUGGCUGAACAUCUGAUGCAUAUGGCACACUUCGAGUUUCAAAAUCAUCAUCUGAUUGGUUGAAUUCUAUAGGAUGUCCGGGAGACGCACGUGUCACGUUCUUUAACAGUCCACCUGGAAACAAAUACUGCAACGCUAAACCCCCUUGUGGAAGAAGAAUGUUGUUGUGUUUACAAGCGCUUACCAUGACCUGACUGACUAACUCAUGAAGAUCCUGACCUAGAGAGGCCACAGCUUAACCAUCGCAGUUCCAGUGAGAGAAAGUCUCCAGUCUAGUCUCGUCAUGGCUGCCAUUCCAGAGGAAAUUAAUGAUUUCAAACACAAUUCAUUAACAUAUAACCUAUAUUUAAUGGCCUAUUUAUGUAUGUAGUUUCAGACUUCGUGAAUGGUAAUCAGGAUGAGGUAAAGACAGUGAAGGAGGGAGAAGUUCUGACUCUACAUACAGGAGCUCAGCUGAAGAGAGACUCUGAGACAACGUGGCUUUUUAAAAGUGGCACCCAAACCAGCCGUAUAGCACAGAUAAAUAAUGGAAAGGUUUUUACCAGUUUUGAAGAGAGACUUGCUGGCAGAUUGCAUCUAGAUCAAGAGAGUGGAUCACUGACCAUUCGGAAUAUCAGUACCAGUGAUUCUGGACUUUAUGAAGUAUCUUUCACCAUCACGUUACACAUCUCUGAGAAGAAGUUCAAAGUUAAUGUAUAUGCACCUGUCUCUGUACCUGCUAUUGAGUGCAACUCAUUGGUUACUGCACACCAAUCUUCAGGUACUUUGAAUCAGUCACAAGCAGUAGAAGAUUUCUGCUCUGUGUUCUGCUCUGUGAGAAAUGAUCGAGACGUGUCCAUCUCCUGGUAUAAAGGGGGUGAAAUGGUGAAUCAGACCAGCAAUCCUGAUCUCAGCAUCAAACUCAGUUUACCAUUAGAGCUUCAUUAUAAUGAUUCAGAGAUCUACAGCUGCACGGCUGCAAAUCCAGUGAGUAACAAGAGCGUCAGUCUUCACAUGAACGAGAUCUGCCCACGACAUGAAGAUUGUCUGGAUCAUUGUGGCGUCACUGAAGCUCUGAUUCGACUGGUUUUGUCUGGUCUGGUGGGAAUCGCCACUGUUUUCUUUCUGGUUGAACAUGUGAGGAUCUCCUCAUCUCAGAGAAGAGCUGCUGCUGCUGUAUGAUGAUGAUGAUACUUUCAUGAGAGUUUGCAGGCUGUGAACUUUGAUAUUGAAGGAGGUUUGGAGGGUAAAGAGUUUAAAGUGUAAAGCACCUCAUUUAUUACUUGAGGUAAUUUAAAGGUUCCCUAGAACUUUUUUUAAAAAGAUGUAAUAUAAGUCUAAGGUGUCCCCUGAAUGUGUCUGUGAAGUUUCAGCACAAAAUACCCCAUAGAUUUUUU
Molecule: messenger RNA, 2634 nt
Organism: Megalobrama amblycephala (Wuchang bream)
Lineage: Eukaryota; Metazoa; Chordata; Actinopteri; Cypriniformes; Xenocyprididae
Product: CD48 antigen-like
Exons: 5
Coding region: 1619-2419 (266 amino acids)
Source: RefSeq, a predicted model, not a curated record